UACAUCACAGUCUAGUGACAACUUCGCAAGGAAACGACCACAUGGUCAACAUGGCUGUCUUCAUAGAUCUAAACAUCAGCUACACUGCAGAUACGAAAAAACUUCAGAACAUUAUUGAAACCGCCGCCCAUCUUGGAUAUUCCACAGUUGCUAUCAAUCACGUGGUUGACUUGCAACAAAAGAAACAGGAAAUUGGAAAACCGAAAUGUGUUUCUGAACUGUUUGAUAGACUCCCUAUUGUGCAGGGUAAAUCCAGGCCAAUUAAAGUUCUGAACCGGCUGACUGUGGUAGUUUCUGAAGCAUCUCACUUUAGGACAACCAAUGAGGUGAAGUCAUAUGACAUUGUUGCUGUGUUCCCCAAAACAGAGAAGUUGUUUCAUGCAGCCUGCAUGUCCUUUGACGUUGACAUCAUCUGCAUUGCUGUGACGGAAAAGCAGCCCUUUUAUUUCAAACGGCCUCCAGUAAACGGUGCAAUUGACAGAGGAGUGUUCUUUGAAAUAAGCUAUGUGGCAGCUAUUAAGGAUUCCACCCUGAGAAGGUACACCAUCUCAAAUGCGCUCAGUCUAAUGGAGACAUGCAAGGGAAAGAAUGUUAUUGUAUCCAGUGGGGCAGAAAAGCCCCUUGAGUUGAGAGGACCGUAUGACAUUACUAAUCUAGGACUGCUGUUCGGCCUGUCUGAAGGAGACGCCAAAGCUGCAGUUUCUACCAACUGUCGAGCUGUCCUUUUGCAUGGAGAAACCAGAAAGACAGCUCUUGGAAUUAUUCACACUGUGAAAACGCAACCCACUGCAGAAAGACAGGAGGAAGAGGAAGAGGCAGUCCCAGCUGUGAAAAGAGCGAAAAGAGAAACCUUGUAGCAUGUCAGUGAAUAUGGCUUAAGUAAACGUGACGUUUUCUGAAUAAAUGCUGUCUUUCUGGCAGAAUAAAGCCGCACUUAAUUUAAGAUGAAAGCGUAAAUCGCUGUGUAAUUAGAUUUAAUCACUCACGCUCUUCUUAAGGUUGGAAAAAUACCGUCAUUUAAAUUGUGUGAUUUUUUAUUUAUUUCAUUGCAUUCAUUGACUUUACGUGUACAUAGUUUGUCCUCUUACUAUCUUUUGUGAUCAAGUUUUUAUUUUAUAUAUUCAUUUAUGUUUUAAAUAUCAAAAGUACUCUUACUAUCUUAAGUUUAUAAUAAAAUCACAAAUAAGUGAAUGAUUGGUAA
This is a messenger RNA of Conger conger (European conger), 1201 nucleotides long. RefSeq names its product ribonuclease P/MRP 30 subunit (gene rpp30). The coding region runs from base 42 to 857 and encodes 271 amino acids. Gene Ontology annotation, biological process: tRNA processing; translation. Lineage: Eukaryota; Metazoa; Chordata; Actinopteri; Anguilliformes; Congridae. The record is from RefSeq and is a predicted model, not a curated record. The transcript has 11 exons. Gene Ontology annotation, molecular function: RNA binding; structural constituent of ribosome. Gene Ontology annotation, cellular component: nucleolar ribonuclease P complex; ribosome.